UUGUAGUGGUCCAAUCUGAUUUCAACUACAUAAAGCAUGCACGCCCCAGAUAUAGCCAUUGGUACUACAACGACAUUCAUUAGCUUCACAUCAGACCUGGUGACCGAUGUUAGUUGAAACUUUAUCUCCAAAUGCCAGCAUUGGAGCCACUGACUUUAGUCUUGACACAACACCUCCUGAGCUACAAGAGUUUAAUGCCGACCUGACACCUGUUUCCAAAGUCUACCUCACUUUCUCCGAGACUGUUAGACAGAUGGGAAAGAUAGAGACAAGCAUUUCGCUCAUGAAUGCACCACAGGAGGCAACAGUAGUCAUACAACUAUCUGAGGAAGAUAAGAGCGACCAGACUGGGUUUAACACUAUAGAGAUCUCUCUCUCUCCUCCUGUCAUCACCAGACUCCUGGUCGACUCUAUAGCUAGCUCGGUGGACUCUCUCUAUCUCUCCCUGUCAGUGGGUGUGGUGAGUGAUACAAGUGGAAACCCUGUCAUCCCUGUCACUGCCUUCCAAGUCCAACAACUGUACAAGGCAUGUUUCUCCAACACCUACAACAAUGAGACUCUGGGAGAGUGUUUGGAGUGUCCGGGAGAGUGUGAAGGGAGCUGCACUGGACCUGCCCCCAUUGUCGGCCCUGGAGGCUGUGACUCCUGCCACGCCCUGUUACUAGACCAACAGGGGAAGCAAUUGGCAUGUGCUGAUGCGACAUCUUCCUGCCCAAAGGGGUACUUCUCCACGUCUCUCUCCUCCAUCACCUCCUCCCUCCCUCCCACUGUCACAGAGAGUACCCUCCUCUGUCAGCGGUGCCACUCCCUCUGCUCCUCCUGUGACGGCCCCACAACCUCCGAAUGCCUCACUUGCUCCUAUGCCUUCCUUACCAACUCUACCACUCCCCGAAUAUCCUGUCUAGAGUCGUGUGAGCAGACCUCUGCAUCAGACUGCGUCAUGUGCCACGAACAGUGCUCAGGCUGUACCGGACCGACCGACAGAGACUGUGUGAUGUGCAGAGAAGACAGCAUCGUGGAUAGUCAGAGGCGACUGGUGUGUGUACCCCAGUGUCAGGGGAACACUUUCCUUUCCCCAGAGAGUGGUGCGUACAGAUGCCAGGAGUGUAACUGCGAAUGCAAUGGCUGUAGAGGCAGUAGCAAUACAGACUGCAUAACCUGUCGUAAUGCCAACUUCACAACUGACGGCGUCUGUAUGUGUCUGGCAAUGUGUCCCCUCAGACUACUAUGAAGCAAAAGGCACCUGCCUGCCAUGCCAUGAGUACUGUAUUGGGUGCACAGGGACCAUCCAGUAGGAACUGUACCGAGUGUGUGGAGGACGAGGUUAACAGAGAGUGCGUCCCUUUCCUGCCCUAUUGGGAUGGAGUAUGACACAUCUGAGAAACAGUGUGUCCUCACCAGUUUGAUGAUCAACCUGAUUAUAGCAGCUGGAGUUGUGGGAGGAGCUAUUCUCCUGGUCUUGGUUAUCCUUGUUGCUGUGUGGGCUGGUAUCCACUACAAGAAGAAGAGAGAUAGCAAAGGUGUUUUUUUCGUCAGUGCAACUUUUGACACACCAGGACAAGAACUUCAGUCACUGAGAGACACAUGAUACUUUGCACACACACACACACACACAACAUUCUUUCUUUUUUAUUGUGAUACAUGCAGUUCUGUUUUUCUAUAGCUCAUUUUUAGUCUGGUAUUUACAUCAGAACAGACACCAAAAGGUUUCAUUGCAGCAGGGGAAGCCUCAGCAACCGAAGAAAGAUAUUCUUUUGCCAGACUUGUCACAGUGCUAUUGAGAGCAACUAGCUAUAUACUUGAAACUCACAUUAGCGGUCUGAUUGCAGCAUGUAUGAAUCAUCUAGCCCAUCGUACUCAAGCUUGGUGCGUGAUUUCAAUCCCUUCACAAAAGUACCUUC
Messenger RNA from Geodia barretti, 1901 nucleotides. The record is from the annotation of a GenBank genome assembly. NCBI's taxonomy places the organism in Eukaryota, Metazoa, Porifera, Demospongiae, Tetractinellida, Geodiidae.